UAGAAGUGUCAACCAUUUUGAUGUAUCAUCGUCUGUUUUAUUAUCGUUACUCUUUCUAGUUAAAUUUAUUAUAACUAUGGGUUUAGCAACUGUGAUAGAAAAUGAAGCUCAUUUCCAAUCUGAAAUGGCUAAUGCUGGAACUAAGCUGGUUGUAGUAGAUUUUACAGCAACCUGGUGUCCACCGUGCCAGCGUAUUGCUCCAUUCUUUGAGCAGCUCCCAGCCAAGUUCCCACGUGCUGUAUUUCUUAAGGUCGACGUAGAUAGAUGCGCCGAAACAGCCAGUGCACAGGGUAUCAGUGCGAUGCCUACAUUCAUAUUUUACAGAAAUCGUGCAAGAAUUGACCGGCUGCAGGGCGCCGAUCCUUCAUCCUUAGAAAAUAAAGUAAGACAGUACUAUGGCACUGAAGACAGCGGUGAUGAUGACAAUUCUGUUGCUGGACAUAUGGAUUUAAAUACAUUCAUUGUAAAGAAUGAAUGUGAAUGUCUGAAUGAAGCUGAUGAUCAUCCACUGUCUCAUGCGCUCACAAGUGCUGAUGGGCACUUGGCUAGUGACUGUGAUGAACAACUCAUCAUAAAUAUUUCAUUCAAUCAGCUAGUUAAAAUUCAUUCAAUCAAAAUGAAAGCACCAAGUGACAAGGGUCCAAAAUCUGUUAAGGUGUUUAUUAAUCAGCCGAGGACACUUGAUUUUGAUCAAGCUGCAGGAAAUGCAUCGGUUCAGGAUUUGGAGAUAUCUUUGAGUGAUUUAGAAGGUAAUCCCGUACCAUUGAAGUUUGUCAAGUUCCAGAGCGUUCAGAACAUUCAACUAUUUAUCAAAGACAACCAGUCGGGGGAUGAAGUAACACAAAUUGACCACUUAGCUUUCUAUGGCUCACCAAUUUCAACAACCAACAUGGGUGAAUUCAAGCGAGUUGCCGGUAAAAAAGGUGAAAGUCACUAGCCUCGACUAUUGCAGUGCUGUCGGUAGUUCAACACCAACAUUAUUGUGAUGUAUUGUGAUGUAUUUUUAAUAUAUCAGAAACAAUUUUCGUUUAUUUUGAAGAUGCACUAGCUGGGUACUUACAUGACAUUCCUUGUACUGGUGUUAAUAAGUUUGUAUAUUUACUUGUCUUAUAAAAUUCACAAAAGAAUCUUAUGCACCUCACCACUACCAUACAGUAUCACAACAUUUCGACAUACCUCGCUAGUCAUUUUUUAUGCUUUACUGUAAAGCGGGACUCGGACAGCAUUUUGCAAUACCAAUGUGUCUGCUAUAAGACUAAAAUUAUAAGACUAAGUGAAUAUGUGUCUAGAAUAUUUUAUUCAUAUGCAUACCCAAUAAUAUUAAACAAUUGUUCAGACUGUGUCAAAUGUGUAGCAAACAUAAUAUAUUUUCUCAAAUAUUUAUCAAGUAGAGACUUUGGCAUAUAAAUGUAUGUAAUGGAUAUAUGAUUGGAAUCUGUUUACAGAAAUUUGUAUAAGCAAUAAAUAAAACAUUUUAUGUGUAAAA
Molecule: messenger RNA, 1486 nt
Organism: Danaus plexippus (monarch butterfly)
Lineage: Eukaryota; Metazoa; Arthropoda; Insecta; Lepidoptera; Nymphalidae
Gene: Txl
Product: thioredoxin-like protein 1
Exons: 6
Coding region: 77-937 (286 amino acids)
Source: RefSeq, a predicted model, not a curated record